UCGUAGAUUGACAGCAGAGUCUGAUGAUUAAGUGCUGUGCAAACAAAACAUAAAUAUUAAAUAGUAGAGAUUUCUAUGAAUUCAAAACUAUUAAUUUGAGUGUGAUUAAAAGUCUUGUAUUAUUUGUACUUUUUAGUUUUUCUUUAUGUUGCCAAAGCCUUAAAUGUUUAAUUCCGGAUUUUGUAUGUGUGUUUGCUUAUUUAUUAUAGGUAAUGUGAACACCAGUCAGGGCUACAAAUAUGUUCGUUUACAGGAUUAUCUUUGUGCGGAUAAGUUUUUUAUUACAUUACAAAAACCGUUUCGGGGAAAUCCAAAAGUAACUCUUACAGAUGAAAGACACUCGGCCGCAAUUAUAACACAGACGUGGAACACCACCUUACCAGGUUUUUACACCUCUAACAAAUUAAAAUAUGACUGCACAUUUAGUGUACAAACAAAUGAAAAGCCAUUAAGAGGAAUUUACACAAUCAUAACACGUCUGAAAUUUCGUACAGAUCCAGAAAAAAACAACUCCUGUUUAGAUUACAUACAAUUUUCGGGUGGUAAUCGCUCACCUAGUAAAAAAAUAUGUAGCGACAUAUCACCAAAAGGAUCUAGUAGUCGUUAUUUUUGGGAUCAACGUAGCCGUGAGGUUAAUGUGCAUAUUCACAUUGAUAAUCAUCGUAUGAUAUCUGAGCCUUUGGAACUGCAAAUGGUCUUAACAGCACAUUCAGAGUGUUUACAUCCGAGCGAUUUCAAAUGCAACCCUAAUCAAACGGACUCAUGUAUUUGGCGUUAUUUCGAACGUGACGAUGUAGUUAACUGCAUGUAUCCCUGCCGAGAUGAGGUAUCAUGUUUCAUUGAACCUGUCGCUGUUAAGGAAACAGACAUAAUAACUGUGGCAUUCACAGCUUUAACAGCUCUGAUAUUUACUAUGUUGGGUGUUGUCUUUUUUGUGUGGGUUUGUUGGAAAUAUUGGAAUUGUAUUACAGUCCAACAACAAGCUCGGGAAACAGCAGCACAGCGGCGUCGAAUGGACAUACCUACAAAUAAUUCGCCAAACGUGGUAAAUCUUGAAGAACCCAUAUCACAAAAUGCUUAUGAUCAGCAACAAAAUCCGCGAUAUGAGCAACCGCCAAAAGACUUACCUCCAAGUUACGACGAACUAUUUCCUGACAGAUAAUUACUGUUUUCCAUUAUCAAAUAAAUUAAGAAUCUCGUGUUUUAAGAUGAACAACACAAAUCCAGAGUGCCAGAAAAUUAGAAAACGUUACAAAAAAAUAAGUUUACGAAUACAAUAAUUUUAAAUUCAAUAGUUUUAAUGUUUCUAUAUAUAAAGUUAAAAUGAAAUUGUUAAAAAAUUGUUAAGACUAAUUCCUGAGCAGCUUAAUGCAGAGUGCAAUGUAAAUAAAUUCCAUAUUGUAUUUAUGUCCAGACGAUGGUGCAUAUUAGUAACAUUAAGGUAUUAAAAAUAUAUUUAUUGUUCCAUAUGUCAAAAAAUUUGUUUGCAUUUGUGGAUAAAAAUUAUAGCCAAAUUUUGUAAAUGCAUCACUUCUUAUUCGAAUAGUUAUUAAGAAUUUAAAUUUAUAUAAAAGUUAAAAGAAGUUAAUGUCU
Teleopsis dalmanni is the source of this 1593-nucleotide messenger RNA. RefSeq lists its product as uncharacterized. The record is from RefSeq and is a predicted model, not a curated record. The transcript is spliced from 3 exons. The coding region runs from base 164 to 1162 and encodes 332 amino acids. Lineage: Eukaryota; Metazoa; Arthropoda; Insecta; Diptera; Diopsidae.